AUGAGUAUUUUAUCACAAGUCCGGGACGUGGUUAGCGACCUCGAGCCACACACAGUCGCGCUUCUCUCUAUCCUUGCUGUGGGCCCACCCUUGUUUCUGUCACUCGUAUCCACGUUUUUUGGUCUACAGCUGGGAUCUAUGAUUUUAGAUUAUAUUGGUUUGGGUUGGCUGUGGGGAGAUGGUGAAUCCAGAAUCGAUAGAAAGGGUUCGGGAAGGAGGAAUAAAGGUAUAAGGCGAAGGGCUGACUUGACCCAAGAUUCCCAGUCAACAUUAGUAUCCAAAGGUUGCUAUCCCGGAUUGGUUAACAUAUCAGGGACAUAUUGCUUUUUCAAUUCGACAGUGCAGGCGUUUGCAUCUCUGAGCUCACUGCAGCCUCAAAUUGAAGAGAUUUAUAAGAAUGCAGAGGAUUGGGAUGUAUCGACCCCAGUGUUGGAUGCACUCCGCAAGGUGCUUAUAGACCUUAAUACACCUCAUCGUCGGCCCUCGUCGUUUAGACCUUCCGAGGUCAUCAAAGCAUUAUCUGGGUCAGACUCGGGAAAACGUAGUGCAUUAUUCUCAUCCCGUGAACACCAGGAUGCACAGGAGCUAUUUCAGCUAUUGUCCAGCGUCGUUCGAGAUGAAGCCGGGACGGUUUUGCAAGAGCGAUUGCGUGAGAGGGGCCUAGGCGGGUUGGCGACAGCGGGGACACUUCAGACUUCAGACUCAGAUGUCUCGACCCGGAGUGUAUUUGACGGGCUUAUGGCACAGCGCAGGAGUUGCGUUGAUUGUGGAUACACGGAGGCUGUCAGACAUUUUGCGUUCGAUAACGUCUCUCUAUCCGUUCCCCCCUUGUCCGGGACUUCACUGUUCCAGUGCUUGCAAGACUACACUCGACUCGAAAUCCUCGAAGAUUGCUUGUGUAGUAUGUGCUCCAUGAAAGCAACACACAAACGAUUGUUGGGAGAAAUUGAGCGACAACGUACCAAUGCGGCGAAUGCGGCGAUGCCGGGGGAGAAACCUAAAGCGACAACCUCACGAAAGAAACGAGAAAAAGAAACCCGCAAACUAGAAGAAUUGGCUAGAAAGGCAAUCAUGGACCGAAAGGUCGAAGACGAAAUCAAGGGCCUCAAGAUGGAAAAGGUGUACAGUAAACACUCAACUAAACAGGUCAUGAUUGCUAGGCUGCCACCGGUAUUAGCUCUUCAUCUUCAGCGUUCCGCAUUCUUUGGUCGAGCAAUAAAAAAUCCCUGUCGAGUUACCUUUCCGGAGUACCUCGAUCUAGCUCCCUUUACGACAUCUGGACAACUAAGCACAUCACCAACAAUGCCUAUCUCACAACCGACGACUCCUGUUGUUACCCCAAUUGAUGGAAGGCCUUUUAUUUUCCCUAACUCUGGAUUGACCAACGGAGCAACACAUCUGGGACCCAACAGCCAAUUAUUCCCACCCAAAAGCCCAAUAGGUGGUGGCUGCACCAUCAUGUACCGCCUUGCAGCUGUCGUUUGUCACUAUGGGGCUCAUUCGUACGGACAUUAUGUUACUUUUCGUCGGGUGCCUGGUGAUCGCUGGAUAAGAGCAAGCGACGCCGAUGUUGCAGAGGUUUCCUUGCGAGAAGUAUUGAGCGAAACUGUGGGGACCUUUAUGCUGUACUAUGAGCGUGUGGAAGACGAAAAAACUGAACCAAGUGCCGAGCCUAAUGGGACAUACGAAGGUCAACAUCCGAUUGGGCUUGGUUCAACUCACACAACUUCGAUGGUGCUCCCGGUUGGAUCAAACGAAGACCAAACGUAUCGGACACCUCGACCUACUAUUCGUCCACGCGUCUUGCGCAGCGUCUCUAUCAUGUCGAAUUCUCGGUCUACGACACGAGCAAAUAGCACAGCUCCCGAUAUACUUGAAGUUGAUGAACCCCCAACAACCCGACCAAGAACAGAUACACCACAAAGGCCUCAAACGUCAUCACAGUCUCAACCUUUAAGAGUCCAGAAAUCUCCGCCUGUAUCCCCUCGACGACAGCGUAGAGACUAUUCUCCACAGCCGUUGACUCAUGCUCAAGUCCCAGUAGCUUUAUCGUCGUAG
This is a messenger RNA of Rhizoctonia solani, 2058 nucleotides long. Its product is annotated as ubiquitin carboxyl-terminal hydrolase. Bases 1 to 2058 code for a protein of 685 amino acids. The record is from RefSeq and is a predicted model, not a curated record. Gene Ontology annotation, cellular component: cytosol; nucleus. The transcript has 6 exons. Gene Ontology annotation, molecular function: cysteine-type endopeptidase activity; cysteine-type deubiquitinase activity. Gene Ontology annotation, biological process: protein deubiquitination. NCBI's taxonomy places the organism in Eukaryota, Fungi, Basidiomycota, Agaricomycetes, Cantharellales, Ceratobasidiaceae.